This is a messenger RNA of Musa acuminata AAA Group (dessert banana), 594 nucleotides long. RefSeq lists its product as uncharacterized. The annotation marks the transcript as partial. The transcript has 2 exons. NCBI's taxonomy places the organism in Eukaryota, Viridiplantae, Streptophyta, Magnoliopsida, Zingiberales, Musaceae. The record is from RefSeq and is a predicted model, not a curated record.
AUGACACAAGUAAUGCUACAACAAGUCCGACAAGGAAGAAAUGAUGAAGCUAGGAAUUUAAACCAGACUGGGUUGGGAAUUGAACAGUUUAAGAAGCUUAGUCCUCCCAGUUUUAGUGGUGAGCCUGAUCCAAUGAGUCGACAAAAGAGCUAUGCUGAUAACAGAAGACGAGAUAUCGAGUUCCAAGUAGGGGAUUUUGUAUUCCUAAAGGUCUCCCCUUCCAAAGGCAUUGCAAGAUUUGGAAAGAAAGGAAAGUUAAACCCAAGGUUCAUUGGACCUUUUGAGAUCUUUGAAAGAAUUGGCUCUGUCGCUUACAAGAUUGCCUUACCACCAUCGAUGUGUCAUAUUCAUGAUAUAUUUCAUGUGUCAAUGCUCAGAAAGUAUAUACUUUAUCCCUCUCAUGUCAUUGAGUAUGAGCCGAUUGUGAUUGAGAAAGACUUAUUUUACAAGGAAGAGCCCAUUCAGAUUAUUGAUAAAAAAGAGAAGAUAUUAAGAAAUAGAAUCAUUACUCUGGUUAAAGUAAUUUGGAAGCAUCAUUCUACAAAUGAAACGACCUGGGAGCUAGAGGAAGAAAUGAAGAAAGCUUAUCCUCAU